This is a messenger RNA of Monopterus albus (swamp eel), 6147 nucleotides long. RefSeq names its product cilia and flagella associated protein 74 (gene cfap74). The transcript is spliced from 39 exons. The record is from RefSeq and is a predicted model, not a curated record. Lineage: Eukaryota; Metazoa; Chordata; Actinopteri; Synbranchiformes; Synbranchidae. The coding region runs from base 130 to 5151 and encodes 1673 amino acids.
CCCCUUGCGUCCCGUCUCCUUGGAAAUAUUAACAAACAUGGCGGAUUAGCUUUUAGUCUACUGUAGGAAAAAGUAAUUUCAGAAGAUAGCUUGCCAAGGAAAGGAUAUAAAGAGAGAAUUAAGGGGAAUAUGGAUGAGGAGAACAGAGAGAGUCCAGCUGGUGUGGCGUCAAACAGGUGUGGAUUGCUGGAUGUCCAUCUCAACACUGAUGAGGACAUUGAAAAUGAAGGUUCAGACCAGGAGACCUAUAAAGAUGAGGAGUCUGCUCUCCCUCCUGAUUUGGAGUGGUUAGAAGAACUGUAUCAAGACAAUGAUGGUGACCUUGCAGUUGUGACCGAUAAUGGUAAGAAGAGGAGUUAUGCCGAGACAGCACGGAUGUUCAAGCUAAGACGAAGCCUUGACCAGCUGGACUGCUUUUACCAACAGAAGGCUCUUGAUGUGCUGAAAGCCAGAGAAGCACUGAAACUCUGUCAUCAGAAUAUUGAAAGUUUGGUGGAGCAGAGGGAUAACUUAGAGAAAGAGAUAGAGCAACAGAAAGCAGAAGACAACAGUGUGGCAAUAAUUCGUUUACGAGCCCAGCAUAAGCAUCUGUGUCAAAAGCUGCACAGUGAAGAGGAGCUGGAAGGUCUGAUCAACACUGAGCUGAAGCAACAUGAACUGGAGCUGAGUGAGGUGGAGGUGGAGAUUGGCAGGGUCUCCUCACUCCGGCAGGAGGUGCAGGAGGAGGAGCAGGUCUUCCAGGCCCUUAAAGCUCAGAAGGCAGCAGCAAGGCUGCAACAGCAGAGGAAAGCCAACCUGAACCUGCAGCUCAAGAAGGAGCAUCUCAGAGAUAAACAGGCAGCCAUGAUGAAGACAGAGGAGAGUGAAUAUCAGAAGAAAAUUGAAGAGAGCCGCGUGAACCGCAAGAUAGCUGUCAAGUACUUGAAACAGAGCAUUAAAAGGAUACAUCAGCAACAGGCUGAGAAGGAACAGCAGGACAGGGAGUUACUGGAAAAGAGGAUACAGGCUGUCAGGUCACUAAAAUCUAACAUAGCAGCUGCACAAGAGGGCUUGCGGGCCCAACAAAGCAAAGCCAAAGCAAAUGCCCAGAAGAAAGAACAGCAACAGAGACAGCUAAGAGAAUCCCUGCAGGCCCAAGGCAUCAACAGUACCAAACAUAUGUACCAACAGAAGCAAAUAGAGAAAUUGAAACAAAAACAAGAGGAAUUUGAGAACAGGCAGAAGUCAAAGAGGCUGGCAAUUAUGGCAAAAAUCCUUCAGGAGGAACAGCUGGUAAAGAGCAGGAAGAAGCACCAGGUAUUACUGCCUAAACCCUCAGCUACUGACAAGUUGCCAUCUGUGGGGAGGACAAAAGAGAAGCUCCUAUACUACUUGGAUGCUAGCCCUCCAUCAGCCACAGAGGAGAAAGCCACAACUUUAAGACAGUUCAGUGACACCAGCAGUUCAUCGUCAGCUUCCUCUGACAUUGAGGACCAGGAGGAAACCAUGCUGCAGAAGAUGGUACACCAGAACCUUGCUGACAGCCUGCCUGAGCCCGAGUUCUCUGGGCUGUGGGACCUCGAAUACGAGAAGCUCCUGAAUGAAAAGACUACAUUAAUGCAGACAGAUGUAAAUCAGAAAGAACCUCACAUGGCUGUUGGCAAGUUCAGUGUUCCUGCUAAAAAGGUUCAUGGAAAAGAGUUCAAAGGUCCUCCGUUUAUCAGUAAACCAGAGGGCAUCCUCUUCAAGGAUUUUGAAGUGGGGAAAAUGUAUAAGAAGAAAACUGUCCUGACUAACAUCACUUACAACACUAGCCACUGCAAGUUUCUUGGGGUCUCCACUCAGCUAAAGGAUUUUAUCUUUGUCAGCUUUGACCCUCCUGGUUCUUUAUCUGCUGGGAUGUCCUUUGAAAUACAGAUUGUUUUCCAACCUAUGAUCAAUGAGGAACUGGAAGGAGAGGUCCACUUUGCAUCAACACUGGGUCCUUUCUCUGUGCCCGUCAGAUGCACCGUGAAGAAAUGUGAUAUGGAGGUUGACAGUCAGUUCAUUGACUUUGGUUCACACGUGGUGGGCCAGACUAUUUCGCGGACCAUAACUUUGACCAACAAGGGUGCACUGGCCACACUCUUCAGCCUGGACACCUCCACAUCUCUCAGUCCAGAAACUAGCCAUGUCCAGAUGCCAUCCCAGGUCUCUGCAAACUCAUGCCAGGAGACAAGUAGUCAAAACACAACAUCUGACAACGAGAAGAGCUCUGCAUCCAUGGAUGCUGUGCAACUUCAGCCAGAGCAAGAGAGUCAGAAGCUCUCUGAGGCAUCACAACAAGAGCAACCAGUGUCAGAGGCUUCAGCAGCACAUCCAGAAGCUAUUUCUGAGGCUUGUGUGCUCACUGAUGUGGACGCUCAGGUAGAUGAGAGCCCCCAAGACUCCAGUGACAUAAGUCUAGGAAAUGUUAGAAAGGGGGAGAUUGGACCUUUUGAAAGCAUCAAACUAGAAGUUCUUUUUACUCCAACCAUUCCAGGAGAGGCCAAACUGGAAUUCCACAUCAAGUUCUCUGACUUAUCCAGCAAACCAAUACCCAUCAAUGUGAGGGGUGUUGCAGUCAGUGCUCCUGUAUGGGUCGUUCAGCCCAGCAUUGAUUUGAAGAUCUGCAUGUUUGACUGUGUCUAUCAAGACAGUGUCGUUUUCCAAAGCAGAGCCAGCACAGCCUUGAGGCUGACCUUUCAGUUGUGCCCGGAAAUGAGGAAGCACAUGGAGAUUCUACCAAAGACUGGCUUCAUACAGGCUCAGUCAAGCUUUAACGCCCAACUCAGGUUCCUACCAAGGCGCUCCUUAUCCAAAGAUGCCAAGAGGUUUUUUGACAGUGACACAAGUGUCCUGGAGGUUCCAGUGACAGCGCAGGUAGCAGGCCAGGUGCAGCCUCUCCAUUUCACAGUACAUGCGGUUGUGACCUCCUCAGAACUGCAGUUUGACCAGACCGAGGUGGAUUUUGGCUACUGUUCUAUUUACCAGUCAGUCAAGAGCACCGUGUGCCUUACCAACCUGUCGCUACUGCCUCAGGACUUUGGCUUUUUGAGCAUUCCAGAGUUUAUUGAGGUCCAGCCUAAUGAUGGCUUUGGUACACUGCUCCCACAUGAGAGCUUGGAGAUUGACCUGAUAUUCAGUGCCAACAAAGCCAAAGAGUACAAUUUUCAGCUCAGAUGCAAGUCUGGAAUGAACAGAGAUUUUCUGCUGUCUUGCCGAGCAGUGGGUGUCCACCCUCCACUGGAGCUCUCCCAUUCUCUGGUCCAGUUUGGGGCCACAGCAGUGGGUGAUCACUCCACCGCUAUACUGUACCUGAUCAACAAUCACACCGACUGCAACCAGUCCAAACAACCAGUCACUCCAGUGGUCAAGGAUGCCACGACUCCUAUAUCACCAAGGCUGUUCUGCUUUAACUCACCAGGGGAUUCAAACAUCAGCAUCACUCCGUGCACAGGACGCCUCUUUCCUGGAGAGAGAUGUCUGGUUCAAGUCAUGUUCAGACCCAGAUUGUUGGAGCAGGAGAUCAAAGAAGAAGCACUGCGUCUCCUCCACCGAGCCAGGUUGCUCUUUGAGGAGGAGUUGGAACGGAAUAGACAUGCUGAACAGCAGGCUGAAAAAGACAGCCCAGUGGGGAACAGUAAAGCAAAGAAGGUGUCUGCGAAUGCAAAGAAGGCGUCUGCGAAUGCAAAGAAGGCGUCUGCGAAUCCAAAGAACAGCAAGAGGUCAGACGAGCCAAAGACAGAUAAACCAACUGAACCACCAAAUCCUGCUGACAUACAGCCUGGGUCAGAGCUGUAUGAGGAGGCCAGGGCCUCUCUGCUGUAUUCCUUCACACAGCGCUAUAGUGAGUACACCAUUCCCUGCUUUAUAUCAGACGGAGACCCUCCAGAGGAAGACAAACAAGCUCAGCCCACAUGGAGUCCCUUCAAUACUCUCUAUUUGAAGCUGCAGUGUCCUGCUAUACAGCCCCCUCUAGUGAUAAUAUCCAACAGUGGCCACAAUAUCAUAGAUUUCCAUCAAGUGGCAGUGGGAAAGAAAGUGAUAAAAAGGUUUACAGUUCAGAACAUUUCAAAGGACUCUUUGGAUCUGAGGUCAUCAUUGCUGGAUAUAUUUGGCCCCUUUUCCCUUCUUAAUGCUCUCAGAUGCAUAAGACCUGGAGGUACACACACUCUGGUGAUGGCCUUCUGUCCAGCUCAUGAGAAAAAGUACUGUGAGAAGUUCGAGGUACAUUGCCAGAAAAUGACCCUGGGGAUGACUCUGCGUGGGGAGGGUGUGGUCCUUGCUGUCACUUUGUCCCACCCCGGAGGUCUCCUAGACUUUGGUUAUGUGUUGGAGAAGGAAAGUACCUCCCAGGUCCUGAAGCUGCAGAACAGCUCAGCGGUGGCAAUGGGUUUCAAAGUGCUGUUGGCCAGUCUCUCUCCCUCCAGGCCCCAGGGUGGAGUUGACAGCACUCCCCUCCUGCUGGGCAGCUACAGAGACCCUCAGGUUCGGCCUACUGUGGGAACCCAAAACUACAGUGGGCUGAGUGUGUUCAGUGUGGUGCCAAUAGAGGGCAGCGUUGCUCCAGGACAGAGCCAGGACAUCACCGUCACCUUUCAGCCUGACCACCCAUCUGUCAACUAUUAUGACAAACUCACCAUAGAGCUAACGAAUAAGUGUAAAGUUUGUGUGAUGGAUCUGAAGGGUGCAGCCUCUUCACACAACAUGUAUCUAAAUGGAGGAGACCGUCUAACAGUGCCCAUUGAAUCCCUCCUCCCUCCAUUGAUAACCAGUAAAUCUCAGCUCACAGCAGAAUCAGAAGUGAGCAUCCCUGUGCUGGUGACCCUGCACGCUAGCUACAGCAGGGGUGUUUUAACGCCUGCAGUGAGGGAGCUGCAGGUGGGCUGCAUCCGCUCCACACAGCCCAGUAAGAAGAGCAGUGAGUUUUACUGGGAUAAUGUGGCACCCCUGCAGCAGCAGGGCUUCAGUGUGGAGCCCAUUAAAGGCAGCAUCGAAGCAGGCGACAAAUGCACCAUCACUGUCACAUGGACCCCACAAAGAGGAUACAAACCCUAUGAGGUGGUACAGACUUGUGUGCCUCUCAUCUUGAAGGGAGACAAGACGACUGUUUACAGAGUCACUGUGAUGGCUUCGGUCUCCACUAACUGACCUCUGUGGUACCUGGAUGGUGGCCAGUGGAGAAUCUGCCCACACACACAAUGACACAUGCGAUAUGCUGAAGAGUCAUAUGCAGCCAACAUUAACAAAUGAAUUGUUAAUUUAUAACUUGAAUGUAAUUAUUAAAGGUGGAAAGUAUCAUCUGAGGAUUUAAUUUGAACCAUUCCAUUCAGUGGCUGUAUAGCUGAUGUUAUCUUUUUUUCUUUUUUGCAAGUCAGAUACACACACCUUAUUGUUCAUAACUUCAUCUUAAAGACUUACAAUAUCGCACAUGCUAAAACUAAACAUGAAAUGCUGUUCUCCUAAUUUUGGACUAAAACAAUAACUUAAAAAUGAAAACAAAUGCUAAAUUGGGUUGUGCAUUAUGCAUCAUGAUUAUCUGAGAAUUUUAUAAUAUACGUGCACUGUAUGUUCAACAUCAAAUGGAAUCAUUAAUGCAGUAAGAGAAGCUCAUCACAGUGAACUGAAGUAGUGGUCAGGGUAAUGUAAAAAAGAAAUAUUUGCAAACAAAUAUUGCAUUUAUUUAUGAAUCUGUAUGUCUAGUAACAUGCUUAGCACUGAUAUGACAUGGUUGUAGUCUGAGAACUGAGCGUGUGAUUAGAUGUUGGCACAUUGCGUUCAAAAGUAAGAAUUUAUCAAAUAAGCUUGGUUCUUUGUAUUAAAAAUGUCGCCUAGUGAAAACUGAGCCAAAGCAAUUGUAAAAUGCUGUAUAUGUAUAUGCUGUACCUCUGUUACAGCUAGAAUUAAAAAGAGAGCCCUGGUGAACUAUCAUGCCUUAUUCGUGAGCAAGGCUUUGGCUGUCACAUUUGUGUUGAAAUGAAGUUUCUUUCCAAAAGACUACAUAAAGUUGCUCCCAAAGAAAAGAAAGAGUAACAAGUGUCCUCAUAUUAAAAGUAGUUCUAAACGACUUUUCACCAUUAACACAAUCCUUUUGUGAAAACCGGAAUGAUUAAACCCAGAACACUGCCCAUCAACCCUCUGAAACAC